Molecule: messenger RNA, 252 nt
Organism: Penicillium antarcticum
Lineage: Eukaryota; Fungi; Ascomycota; Eurotiomycetes; Eurotiales; Aspergillaceae
Exons: 4
Coding region: 1-252 (83 amino acids)
Biological process (GO): protein peptidyl-prolyl isomerization
Molecular function (GO): peptidyl-prolyl cis-trans isomerase activity
Source: RefSeq, a predicted model, not a curated record
AUGGCAUCUCAGCGUUCCCGUGUCUUCUUUGACAUUAAAGUCGGCGACAACAAGCUUGGGCGAGUGACAUUUGAGCUUUUCAACGAUGUCGUACCCAAGACUGCGGACAAUUUCCGAGCACUGUGCACUGGCGAGAAGGGCAUUGGCACCCAGGGCAAGGAAUUGACCUACAAAGGCAUGUCUCCGAUACCCCGCCAUUCAGCAUUGGCUAACCGCGCAACUCCGACACAGGCUCGAUUUUCCACCGUGUGA